AUGGGGUCGGCUUACAACCAUGAUGGCGAGCCGAGUCCUCUUUCGUCGCCGUUAGGAUCCCUCUCUGAGUCGCCCGAAUCCGAGUCCGGACUGCACAGCCUUUCUUUACAGACAGAUCGCCUCAGGAGCUCGGCGGGCAGUGUUUCUUCAGGAUAUGACCCUCUUUCCAGAUCUCCGUUGUUCGAGAACGACCAUGGAAUCGGUCCAUCCGGGCUGGAUCGUAUACGCCAAAACCAACCCUCGCGAGUACUGACCCUUCCAAACAUGUCUACCUCGUCGCUAUCGCUAGCUCCCAUGCCUAGCCAGCGGCCCUCUCCCUCUCCCCGCUCUCGCUCAUCUUCCCGAGCUCACACCAGUCACUUGUCGAGCCGAAGUUUUACAGAUUUAGAAGAUCUACACCGGUUUCCGCUCGAGUCGUUACACUCCUUUUCCUUUGCCCAGCAGUCCGAGGAAUUUCUUCACAGCCGUCAGAACAUUCUCAAGAGAUCUAUUGAUUUUAUGCGCGACCGGAUGGGAUGGGCCGCAAGCAAUGCCGCGAUCGCCAACGCACAAGCAAACGCCAGUGGGGACACGGAGAUGCAAGGCAUGAUGGAGCUUUUGGCCCGAGCCAAUAUGCUCGAACCCCAGGAAAACCACAUCCAAGGCCGUGGACCCAUCACAGGACCCGCAGAGAUUAAUAGCGACAACGUCUUUGAGAAGGCCUUCUCAGAUGGGGAUUCUUCCCCGGCCAGCACCCGAGACGGCGCCCAGGAUUCCACCACUUCGGGGUCACACCCCUCUGAAGGCUCCCAAUUGUUGAGCCCUGUGCCCAGCGAUCGUAUCUCCAACCAACGGAGGGACCUGGUCUCUGCACCUACAUCCAGGCGCGUAAGCUUAAAACCACAACCAUACACCUCCUCCGCGGAUACUUUCACCUCGCUUACCGCCUCGACUGCUGGAUUGGGAUUCCAGAUCCCCGCCCUUCACGCGCAUAGCAGCAAAUGGACCCCGGCUUCCCAGGCCGUGUUCAGGACCGAGGCCAAGGAACCAUGGACCAUUCUGGCCGCUAAUGAUCUGUCAUGUCUCAUCUUUGGUGUUCUUCAGUCCGAAGUUCGCCAUCUCAGCAUCCUGGAGGUUGUACAGAAGGAGCACCGGGAAUGGCUCAAGGCCAAACUUCGAGAUCCCAGCACUGAUGCCGCUGCCCGAAUGCCACUCCAACCCGAAAGAGCUAACAUCUCCGCUGUCAAUCCCAAAUUUCGAGGUCUUGGGAAUGGAGUGACAGCACAACUUCUCAGCAAACCAUCUUCACGAGAAAAGUCCCGGAGAGCGCAGACCGAUGACGGAUAUGGCUCCAGCACGAGAAACGCCCGAAACAACAACCACCCGGCCAAUAAAUCACGCGGAGUCUUGCUAUGCGGUGAUGUGGUCCCGAUCCAAAAGCGCAACGGGUCACGGGGCUCCGCUAGCGUCUGGGUUAUGGAAAAGCGUGGUGGCCUGAUCUGGGUUGUGGAAGAGAUCACAGAGAAUAUUGCGUCCAUCCAAUGCGACGAUUCGUGGAACGUCGGAUUGGCUAAAAUCGUGGAGCUUAAGCACUUUGCCGCCCGCACCGCUGCGGGCGUUUGUAUUCCUGUCGCUGUUGGAAAGGGAGAAGGAGAUCGCACUCUUCAAGUCUCCAGUUUUCCUCAUGUCGCAGGCAUGAUGGUCCUCUCGUCCUCGUCAUUGAACGUGAUUAGCUCCAACUCCGUGUUCUCUUCAGUCCUAUUCGGCCAAGAAAGACCAGAGGGGCUCCACAUCACUGAGCUUGUACCUGAUUUCGAUGAAAUUCUGGAUGUUUUGACCGAGGAGGACAAUGUGCCACUGGUUGAUGGUAUUGUCGUACCCGAGCACAGCUUCCGACGGGCCCGGACACUUUCUAUUCUCCGCGAUGGAAAAGCAAAUGCCGCCUCUGUGUUUACCGAGCCAAGUGGCUUGCUUGCCAAGCAUCGGGAUGGCUCAACCAUUGUCGUGGACAUUCAAUUGCGCGUGGUUAAGAGCGGUACCUUCUUCUCAAAGGAUAAGACAGAGAAAAGCAGCGAUCGCAGCAGCGACUCUGAUGACAGCGAUGACACUAUUGCAGUCACAGAGUUGGUCUACGCUUUGUGGAUAACCUACUCGAGACAGCUCCACGCUGCUGGACCCGCCGCUGGCAUCUCGCCAUCAUCUGUACCAAGUUCUAAGCCUACCUCGCCCACACAUGACCCUGAUUCGGAUCGCCCGUCAGACGCCAGCGAUGAUGCCCGGACUGCGGAAAAUCGCAAGGCUUCUGUAGAGAUCAAAACGCCGACAUCAACACUCAGUCAACAACUCAGUGAGGCUGCGUCUGAGCCUCUUACCACCCGUCCCGCGCAGCCCGUCCCUCCGGUUUCGGCUGCUAAUGUGAAGAACGACCCUCCGGCGAAACGAACAAUCAACGACUAUGUGAUCCUCGAGGAGAUGGGACAAGGAGCCUACGGCCAAGUCAAGCUGGCGCGUUUAAAGAAACAGCCUCUUAAGAAGGUGGUGCUGAAAUUCGUUACGAAGAAGCGGAUCCUGGUGGAUACAUGGACUCGUGAUCGGCGACUCGGUACUGUGCCACUGGAGAUCCAUGUUCUGAACUUCUUGCGGCGGGAUGGGCUCAAGCACCCAAACAUUGUGGAGAUGGAAGGCUUCUUCGAAGACGAUAUCAAUUAUUACAUUGAGAUGACUCCUCACGGGCUCCCGGGGAUGGACCUGUUCGAUUAUAUCGAGCUCAAGGCCAACAUGGAUGAGUCGGAGUGCCGAAACAUCUUCAAACAGGUUGCGAGCGCCAUUAAUCAUUUACACACCAAAGCACUGGUUGUACAUCGAGACAUCAAGGAUGAGAAUGUUGUUCUUGAUGGAGAAGGACGGAUCAAGUUGAUUGACUUUGGGAGUGCGGCCUACAUCAAAAACGGACCGUUUGAUGUCUUUGUGGGCACGAUUGAUUAUGCUGCCCCCGAGGUCUUACAGGGCAGGUCGUAUCGGGGCAAGGAACAAGACAUCUGGGCUCUCGGCAUUCUCCUUUAUACCAUUGUCUACAAAGAGAACCCGUUCUACAACGUCGAUGAGAUCCUUGACCACCCCCUCCGCAUCCCCUUCCUUCCUUUCUCGGAAGAUUGCAUUGACCUCAUCCGCACGAUGCUCGAUCGCGACGUUGACAACCGACUCACCAUCACUGAAGUGCUUGAACACCCUUGGAUGGUGGGGGCUUGA
Messenger RNA from Penicillium crustosum, 3228 nucleotides. Its product is annotated as serine/threonine-protein kinase. NCBI's taxonomy places the organism in Eukaryota, Fungi, Ascomycota, Eurotiomycetes, Eurotiales, Aspergillaceae. Gene Ontology annotation, biological process: protein phosphorylation; negative regulation of glycogen biosynthetic process; intracellular signal transduction. Gene Ontology annotation, cellular component: cytosol; cytoplasm; nucleus. Gene Ontology annotation, molecular function: protein serine/threonine kinase activity; ATP binding. Bases 1 to 3228 code for a protein of 1075 amino acids. The record is from RefSeq and is a predicted model, not a curated record. The transcript has 6 exons.